AUGUCGCAGCCCGAUCCGAGCAAGCCCAUCGAUUCCCAUGGCAUCCCAUUCCCCCCCGGGCGCAGCCCGUUUAUGGGGUUGCCCCAAAACAUCAUCUUGCUCAUCGCCCAGGAGCUGGACAACAUGGACAGGAGCCGCUCGCUCUUCAGCCGCCCCAGCGUGUCCACCCUGUGCCAAACCGCUCCCGCCCUGCGCGCCAUCACAGCCAGGGUCAUAUACAACGAGGCCGAUCUCCUCCCUACCUACGACGAAACAUGCCCGCACGAAUUCCUCAUCACCGAUUGCCUCAGGGCCUCAUCCAGGCUCCUCCGCACAGCCCGCUCGACCCCGGAGCUCGCCAGGCUGGUCCUACACCUAAAGAUCGGCCCGCCAGGCCCCAUCAACGCCAUGGACUCCGUCCCCGACGACCUCGUCACCAUGGUGCGCGACAUCGUCCGCCGCAUGUUCAAGGUGCACGUCCUCGAUCACGGCCGAAUCUCCGCCACGAUCGUUCUCAUGGCGCUUGUCAUGUCCCUCCCCAACCUCACCUCGCUCUUCAUCAUCACCAGCGAGAAAUGGCUGAGCACGUCCUUCCUCACCAAACCAGGCGCCCCCGAACCCCCCGUCAACCUCCUCCACAUGCGCGGCCUCAACAUCAUCCCCGACGACCGCCUCGGCGAAACCGACGUCGGCGUGCGUCUCCAACUCUUCAACGGCCUCCUGCACCGCCUCCCAGCACUCGAACGCCUCAACGUCCUCCUCCCCCGCAACGGCGAAACCCUCACCGCCCGCCUGCCCAACCUCAAAACCCUCUACCUCAAACGCGGCCACCUCUCCUACAAAGCCCUCCGCGUCCUCCUGCGCGAUUGUGUCCUCCUCCGACGCGUCAUGAUCACCCACGACGUCUACUCCACCCUCCGCGACACCUUCAUGCCUGUCUCCCCAGCCCAAAUCCUCGAAUGCCUCGACCGCGCCGCAUGCCGCGACACCCUCGAGAAACUCACCAUCCACACCUGGUUACCGCCAGCCCCCAUCCCAGCCCCGGAAAACCCUUACUACCCCCGUCGCGACGGCAACAACAACGCGGACGCGGAUGCCAACGACGACGACGACGACGACGACGACGACGACGAAAUGCUCGACAUCGACGGCAACCCGGUGCACCCCGACGACGACGGCAUGAUCAUCGACUCCGACUCCGACUCCGGCUCGCUGCACUCCAUCUCCACCCUCUCCAGCCUGGUCUCGUCCAUCCACAGCGACGACGGCGAGAACUCCCAUCUCAAAGUCCGGCCGUACCCUGCGCGGCCGGUGCCGGCGGGGGAGUUUGGGUUUUUGGGGGAGUAUAGGCGGUCGUUGGCAGAGGUGGGACCGGGGUUGAGGGCGGUGAGUUUGGAUUAUAAUGCUUUUGGGUGGGUGUCUGAUGCUGAGAAUGGGGGUAAUGGGAAUGGCGGAGAGAGCAGGAUUACGAUAGCGAGGAUGCUGGAUGGGUUGGGGAAUUUGGAGACGGUGUCGUUGUUUAAUGUGUUGUUGGAGGAUAGGUUGAUGUGGGAUUUGGCAGAGUUUAUUGAGCAAUUGCCGUAUAAUGGCUGGCCGAGACUCAGGGAGGUGGUGAUUCAGACACCGAGGAAUAUUGAGCCGAAUGAGAGGUGGCGGCGGUAUUGGCGGCCGGCCAAGAAUUGGACGGUGGCGUGGAAUGGCAUGUCGACGGAUAAGUGGCAGGCGGAGGGACGGUGGGUGUAUAGGUUUACCGUGGGGGGGAGGGUUAGGUUUAACUUGUAUGCCGGACGGUUCGAGACGGACCAUUGGCCGGAUGUGGAGUAUGGGGGGCUGUGA
This is a messenger RNA of Dichotomopilus funicola, 1815 nucleotides long. RefSeq lists its product as uncharacterized. The coding region runs from base 1 to 1815 and encodes 604 amino acids. Lineage: Eukaryota; Fungi; Ascomycota; Sordariomycetes; Sordariales; Chaetomiaceae. The record is from RefSeq and is a predicted model, not a curated record. The transcript has a single exon.